AUGUGCGAUCUCGUGGCUGCCGUGCUGAGGACGGCCUGUGGUGGGGCUUGUGAGGGAGCUGAGGGUCGCUACAGCAGCUCGGUGGGCGACUUGAGACGAGGGGGGGGUGAGCUGGAGGAGGAGGUCGUGAUCAACCUGGAAGAUGAACCACGGAGGGUUUCGUCGACCUCGGUUGCCGCCGUGUCGACCUCUUCGCUUUCGAGAGUGAACCACCGCGCGAAGGGGCAAGGAGGACCUUCAGAAGACUUCGUCCUCGACAUUCACGAUGAGGACCCGAGGACCACCGCGCGCGUCGCCAGGGCCGCCAGGUUCUCCCGGAGCAAGGUGAAGCGCAACGUCGAGGAGGAGAUCACUCUCACCCUGAACGACGACGAUGGAGCGGACAGUGCCUUAGCCAACCAGAACCUCCGCCAGAACUCCAUCCCGGACAUCGUCGUCUCGCAGAACGCCGACGAUGAGCCCUUCGACCCUGACGUCACCCGGGUCUACGACGACUACGACGAGGACAUCAUCAUCGAGGACCUGAGGACGGGCUCCCGCUCCGUCGUGGCCGACUCCCGCAAGCCCAAGGGCAUCGGCGGGAGGGUCAAGGACAGGCUGUUCCCCAACCGCCAUCUGCCCAAGAAGAAAAAGAUGAACCGCGCCCAGAAGGUCGAGCAGUACGUGGACUCGCUGGUGGUGGAGGACGAGCACGGCCGCGUCACGCCGGUGUUCGAGCGCGAGGAGGACCUCACGCACGACGACUUCGAGCAGAAGAGAAAGGACCUCCUGCAGCGUAAGCCCAAGAACUUUAUCGAGGGCGAGGAGGAGAUCAUUGCCUUGGACUUCCCCUCGACGUCCGGGUCCCAGAUGCCCUCGACGGCGGCGGAGGAGAAGCGGAAAGGCGGCCCGAGGAAGGGCGGAGACAAGCGCACCACCAUGAGGCUGGAAGGCAUCGAGGAAGAAGUCAUCGAGAGGAGCAGCGUCGUCGAGGCCCAGACGAGGCCGGAGACCAUCCUCUCGCCCGAAGGAUAUGAGGACUACAUCGGUGACGCCCUUGAAGACGACUACCCGGAGCUCGCAGGGACCACAGACGCGUCUCUGGACAGCCAGCAGCUGCAGAUUCAGCAGCUACAGAUUGAGCAGCAACUGAUUCAGCAGCAGGAGAUUGAGCAGCAGCAGAUUCAGGAGCAAGAGGAGCAGGCGUUUGAAGAGGAGCAGCGGCAGGCGCAGCUGUUGUACGAGGAGUACCAGCUUCAGCAGGCAGCACCCACGGGUCCUCUUUCAGGUUCGGAGUCAAUGUGUUUUAUGGAUGACCACAGCCCCACUAGUAAUGGUAACUGUGAUUACUAUCAUAGAUGCGUAGCUAAGUGCCCACAUGAGCGAGCCAAGGCUUCCCGUGGCGGGGAGAGUGUAGUUACCGUAAGCGUGGUUGACCGCGACCCCGAUGCUAGUGAAAUUGCGUGUAGAACCAUAGAUGACGAUAACGUUACUUGUAGAACCAUGCCUGAUAUUCAAGAAGUAACCUGUAGAACCAUACCUAAUAGCCCCGAGGUGACCCGUAGAACCUUUCCCGAUAAUGCAGAAGUCUCAUGUAGAACUAUUCCAGAGGUAAAUAGCGGUGUAACCACUAAUGCUCUGUGUGACAACAAUGUGUUGAACAAUAACGAGAGUAUGAAUAGUUUUGCUACUCAGUUUAGAACUAGUUGUGUUGCUAGCGGUGUUACGGAGAAUGUGAGUAAUGAGAAACAAGUAAGAACUAGUGUAAGUAGUUCGACCAGUGCCUCAGCCGACGAUUCAAGGAACAGCAGUACAAGCGCUUCCGAGCACAGUAGCAUGUCCAUAAGCACAGGUAGCGUGUCGAGCAACGUGUCGAGCGUAAACAGGAACAAGACGAGACUGUUCCUCCCCACAAGUACAACGAGCCUGCCCGAGAUUUCGGUCGAGCCGCCCACCCCACAGGCCCCCAAGCCCAAGGACACCUUUGACCGAGAGAACAAAAUCAAAUAUGACCUCAAAGUGCCUGGUUACCGUAGCAUGUUCCUCACUGUCCCGGGCUUCGAGGACGACGAUGCGGAGAGGUUUCUGCCGAGGUACAGCCUCGACAGCGACGACGAGGACGACGUGGAGGAGAGCAGCAGCGAGGACGACGACGUUGUUCAUAAACCGAGAGUAUUGUCUUCCCUCGCAGGUGUGGCGGAGUCGCGGGGCCUGAAGCGCUACGGCAGCAGCUGCGACAUCUCGCGCUUCGAGCAGAGCGACGGCGACUACGACAGGAGCAACGACUUCAACGGCAACGUGGAGGCGUUCGGCCGCACGUCCAAGGUCGGCGGCACGGGCUCGGGCGCCUUCGUGGCCGGCAAGCUGGCCAUGUUCGAGAAGGUCAACGAGGAGGAGUACCAGAAGUACAUCGAGUGCCAGGAGGUCCGCAAGCGCGUGUUCCGGCCGCCCCGCAAGAGCGGCGAGUACAUCGAGAAGUUCUACAGCCCGCAGGUGAUCGACACCGUCGACGCCCGCGCCACGGAAAGGAGUCGGAGCCUCCGCUAUUACGACGACGAGUACGACAGCUACGACAACCCGAGGUCGCAGGCGUCGCCCACGCCCGAGAGGUCGCCCACGCCCGUCAGGGCGUACUCGCCGGCGGUGCAGGCGGCGUCGUCCAGGGCGCACACCGAGUACAUCACCACCAACAGCGACGCCAAGAGCAUGCUCAGCGGCUGCUCCAGCAACGUCUACGCCAGCCCCUGCAAAACCCCCAGGACGCCCUCGCCCACGCAGGACUACGGCUACAGCGACUUCGACUACAACACCUAUGACUACGUAGGCGACCGUCAGAGGACGCCCACGCCCACCAACGACUUCUCGGACGUCCUGCGGGACUCGCCGGCGUUGCAGACGAGUUACGACUACGCCGGAACCAGUCGGGCCAGCACGCCCGACGCCAGCGCGGCGCCGCCCGCCGUCGCAGACAACCUGGAGCAGCAGACGGACGAGGCCAUGGAGAUGUUAGACAGCAGUUACCUGGAUGACGUCAUCGAUGACUUCGCAACUAACUCACAUUUUGACGACGAGGUUCCGGGGAAGAUGGAGAGAGGUCACACGUCAGCGGAGUACAGUAGUUACGAACCGGAAGUGAGAGUUGUACGCAGCCCGUCUCCUCCUCAGGACUUCAUCGACCCGCUGGAUGAUGUGUUUGAAAUAGAAGACUUCGACAACCAGGGGUCCAUGACUUCUCUGGGCGGCGCCGUUCGGAACAAGAAGAAGGCUCCUCCACCGCCUCCUACGGCCGGCCCUUCGACGUCCGAUGGCAAGAGAAUGGGUGGGUUCUUCGGGAGGGUCAAGAGAGAAAAGGACAAGGAUAAGGAUAAAGAUAAGGAGAAGAAGACGAAAGAAAAGAAGGAGAAAAAGAAGGAGGACAAGCCUGCAGGAAAGAGGUUCCAGCUUUUUGGCGGAGUCAAGAAGACAGGCGAGCCUUCAGCUGCAGAAGACACGCCCACAAAAUCUCCUAAGAAGGACAAGGGAAAGCGCCGUCUCUUCGGCCGGGCGGGCGCGAAGGAGAAUUUCGUGGGGCGUCCCAACCUAGCUUCCCACAGGUCGGAUCCGCAGGCCACGGUACCCAGACUCUGUAAUGGUCGCGAGGAUGACUGGCGAUUCCUUUGAGCGGGAGUCGAUCGGCCUGGAGGAAGAUUCCGAAUUUCUCUAAGGAGAGUCGGAGGCGAAAGUGGUCGAGGGUCCGCACCGUACGGCGAAGGUGGUCGAGAGAAACGGGAUCGAGACAGAGAUUGAAAAAAAAGGCGAAACAAAAGAGUGUUGUCUUCGAGGCAGCUGAGGCGCGCGCGCACUUGCUUGCUCACGGCCGAAAGUGGUCGAGAGGAAAGGAGUAUGGGAGAUGAAAGAGAGGAAAAGUGGAGAAAUAGUAGUGUUUAAAUAGAAUAGAAUAAUAGUAGGAGAAUAGGAGAAUGUGCCAUGUCCGCGAUUGUAAUGGUCGAGAGUGCUCGAGACGGAGAAAAGAAAACGGGAACUGAAUGUAGGUACACAAAACAAGGCGAAAGUGGUCGAUUAGAAAAAAAAACAAAACAAACCUGACGAUACAAUAAACAAGAAAAUGCAAUUACACAGAAGGGGGCGGGGGAAAGGUAGCUCAACCCCCACCCCCUCUCCUAAGAAAAAAAAAGGACAAAGCAAAGAGAAAAGAAGAAAUACCUUUUAAAAGAGUUGUUAUAGCGGAAUUUGUGAUAGUUUGUGACAUUCCUCAUACAAAAAUGUGUAUCUCUCAUCUAAGAGAGAGAGAGUGAGGAACAAAAUAUCAUGGUAGUUUUUCUUAUCAUUUUUUUGUUUGUUUUUUUGUUACAAUAGUAGAUAUUUUACCGAAGGAAAGAAAAUGUAAAACAACUUUUAUAGACCAAUGAAAUACCCAUUUUUUCCUUCUUAAACGAAAAAACAACAACAACAGCAACAUACAUAUUUUUUUCUCUCAGACGAAGCAAAGGGAGAGAAAAGAAAGAAAGAAAGAAAAAAAAAAACAUGUCAUAUAAGAAGAAAGAAAAUAUGGAAAAUUUUCUUACCCAUCUUCAAAGACAUAGAAAACGGAGAACACAAGAAUCGUAUCCAAUCAACUUUUGAAAAAUAAAAAUCCAAAUGUGAUAUUACGUUCAUUAUGCAAAUGAGAUUGAUGUUAACUGUACAUAUGGUUACGAAAUCCAUUUGUUAACAAGAGAAACGUGAAAAUGUCGCUCAGGAUAAUAACUGCAAUUUUUAAUUCCCUUCCAUUUUUAAAGAAAAUAAACAGACGGAUUUUAAGGUAAAUCAAAAUGAUUUAAGGAGAUUUUCGGAUCAUUAUAAUUCUUUUGUUUAAUUUUACUUUAGGGUUUUUUAAUUAGAAGAAGAUAUUGAUGCCACUUCGGAGUUUUUUCCGCUCUGACUUUAGCAAUAUU
Messenger RNA from Penaeus chinensis, 4913 nucleotides. RefSeq lists its product as uncharacterized. NCBI's taxonomy places the organism in Eukaryota, Metazoa, Arthropoda, Malacostraca, Decapoda, Penaeidae. The record is from RefSeq and is a predicted model, not a curated record. The coding region runs from base 1 to 3639 and encodes 1212 amino acids. The transcript is spliced from 9 exons.